Molecule: messenger RNA, 3846 nt
Organism: Monosiga brevicollis MX1
Lineage: Eukaryota; Choanoflagellata; Craspedida; Salpingoecidae
Exons: 37
Coding region: 1-3792 (1263 amino acids)
Biological process (GO): ribosome disassembly; mitochondrial translation
Cellular component (GO): mitochondrion
Molecular function (GO): GTP binding; GTPase activity
Source: RefSeq, a predicted model, not a curated record
AUGAUGGUGAUGGUGAGGCCGUGGCCUUGGCUUUUCUUGUCACUGGUAGCGUUGGCCUCAUUUGCAGCGACCAGGCCAAUCGUGGUCGUCACCAUUGCGCCCAACGCGCUCACGCAUCGCUCGGCCGAGCGCACCUCAAGCUCAGUCGAUCGGCGACAGGCUUUCAACAUUCAUGCCAAUCCCAGCGGGGCGUGGAACAGCACCUUGACUGCGCGCUAUCAAGGCUUGGAACGGGCCAGCUUGGGUCGUGACUUUGCCGUCUCAUAUACCAUGUCACAGUCGCGUCCCAACGCCUCAAAUCCCAACUUGGUUGAUCGCAGUCAUCUUCGUGCCUACUGCACGACGGUGGCCCCGCGGCACCUCAACAACUGGACUGGGCCCCACAUUGACAAUUACUACCCGGCUACCGGCACGGGAUACGUCCCCUUGAACGACCAAGGCGCAGCUGACUUUUGGUCGGCUUACGUUGCCAACUGCCUCUAUCCCACGAAUCAGAGUGUGCGCUACUUGGAAGUUGCCAACGAGUGCGACGUCCACCUGGCAGAAGUGAACCGUACCUGGAAGCAGCUCAUCGCAUUGCACCAGGCCAUUGCUGAUCGUAUCCAUCACGACUAUCCGCCCACACCCACAGCGAGUUUUCUCGUGGGCGGACCAACGCUGGCCUUUCCAGAGUUUCAGCUGAAGAACUUUCGCGUGUGGAACGAGACGACGGUGCCCUUUUUGCAACUGGCGCCAUCAAUUGACUACUUGACUUACCACGUCUACAGCACGCAGCGCUCUCAAGAUCCCUCUGAUACCGUACCUCGUGCUGGCAGUAAUGUCUUGGCACUGGUAGACCUUAUGGCCGCCAGUUCCCUGCACUAUCAACAGCGCUUGUUGCCCCAAGUGAUUAGCGAGUAUGGUCUUAGUUUUGAGCCGGACGCCGUGUUUUACUCGAGCGCCUCGCAAUGGAAUGUUCUUCGUGAAAUCAACAACAAGCUUCUGCGGUGGCUACAGCAGCCGGCCUUGGUGCAAAAGGCUGUGCCCUUUAUUCUCGAUGGAGCUACUUGGUAUCGACCUCCCAAUGCCAGCUAUUCGUAUCCAUACGCACUAUGGCGUAACGUUUCUGGUACCUACCAGGACACCUACCUGGCCUUGUUCUACCCACUUUGGCGCGAUUUUGAAGGAGCCUGGCUCACCGCCACAAGUAGCAGUGCCUCGCUUCCUGUCGUGGCUGCGACCAACGCAAGCCACCUGUUUGUAGCGCUCCAUAACGACUUGGCGAUCAAUACGCCGGUACAACUCCAAUUCCCCCAGCUCAACCUCUCUCACGGAGAGGCACGAUGCCUCCAGUGGAGUGCUCCUGAACAGGCUCCCAUCUUGGUUGCUACUUCAGUUUCUUCGAGCCCCAUCGAUGGAACAGCGAGCUUGAACCUCACUCCAAAUGCCACCUGCAUCAUCUCCUGGCUGCGCCAAUCCGAGCUGCACCGCACCGUGACUGAAUACACAAUGUACGACUCGGCGCACAUUGUCACACCAGUGGCUGCAAAUGCGACCGCACAGGCCCAGCUGAGCCUGCCGGCACCACGGCCGUUGGAUGCCACUUUUGUGGCCGGCCCCCUUCCUUUGCCUCUGCAUUUACUGGGGUCUGGCGUGACUUUGCUCAACGUGACGGUCCAGUUCCGCUGUGAUGGCUACCUUGCCGUGCUUGGGGGUCGCGCACCACGACCCUUGUCCGCAGGCAUGUUCGCUCUGUCUCGACGCGCCGUGCGUCACGCAAAAACACAAGCGUCGGACCCUAACGAUAUCCAGCUCAGCCACGUGCGCAAUGUUGGCAUUGUCGCUCACAUUGAUGCCGGCAAGACCACCACGACGGAACGCAUGUUGUGUCUUGCUGGGGUCACACGAGUCAUUGGCACCGUGGAUGAUGGCAACACGCAGAUGGACUAUCUCAAAGACGAGCGCGAGCGCGGCAUCACGAUUGUCUCCGCAGCGACCACCUUCCAUUGGGGCUCAACCCAGUUCAAUCUGAUUGACACUCCGGGCCACGUUGACUUUACCCUCGAAGUGGAACGGGCACUCCGUGUGCUCGAUGGCGCUGUCUUGGUGCUAGAUGGCGUUGCUGGUGUUGAAGCACAGACCAUCAAAGUCAUGUCACAGGCCGAUCGUUAUAAUGUGCCGGUCAUUGCUUUCGUAAACAAACUCGACCGUUUGGGCGCUGACUUUUCAAUGACAGUCGACUCGGUGCGCAACAAACUCAAGCGCAACCCGCUUGUGCUGCAAGUCCCCGUUACCUCGCCCGAAGGAGGCCUGGAGGUGGUCGUGGAUUUGGUUCAUGCUCGGGAAUAUCGUUGGAACAAUGGCGCCAUGACCGUCGAAGCCUUGGGGCCAGCCCAACAAAGCAUCUUUUCAGAGGGGCGUGCUGCAUUGGUUGAUGCGCUCACCCUAGUGGACGAGGAACUUGCCGAAGAACUUCUGGAGGUGGAUGAUCUGGAUACAGAUGCCAUUGGUCCAGAGCAGCUCACAGCCGCACUGCGUCGCGUCACAUUGGCUCGCGAAGGCCUUCCUAUUUUGUGUGGAGCUGCCCGCCGCGAAAAGGGUGUGGAGCCCUUGCUUGAUGCCAUGGCUGACUAUCUACCAAGCCCCCUUGAUCGCCCUCCCGUUGAGCUUCUUCUUGAGAAUGAAGUCAUGACGUUGCCAGCCGAGGAUCAACAGCCCCUGUCUGCGUUGGCCUUCAAGGUGGUACAAGAUCCCCACCGAGGUCCGAUCGUGUUUGCUCGCAUCUACAGCGGUGUUUUGCAUAGUCGGGCAGUGCUCGUCAACAGCACUCGCCAGGUCAAGGAGCGAGCCACCCGCGUGAUGCGCAUCCAUGCUGAUAGCAAGCCCAAGAAGCUGCUUACUGCCAGGCUACACGGCAUCAAUAUUCCAGAGCCUGUUUUUAGCUGUGUCGUAGAGCCAGAAACUGUCUCUGCUCAGGCCAGCCUAGACGCUGCACUUGCCGCUAUGAUCCGCGAGGACCCCAGCCUGCGGGUCCAUGUGGACGAAGAGACCGGUCAAACGGUUUUGAGUGGCAUGGGCGAGCUUCAUCUUGAAAUCGUUCGCUCACGACUCUUGGAAGAAUACAAGGUCGUGGUUGAAGCAGGCAAGCUGCGCGUGGCAUACCGCGAACGGGUAGGAGCACCAAUGACGGUUACAAGAGAGCUGACCCGAAAUAUCCAAGGCGUUGACAUGUCUGCAACGGCUACCGUUACGGUCGAGCCCACGCCUGAUACAACGCACCCCGAUCCCGUCCUGGCACCGGGUGUGCGCGCCCGGAUCGUUGAGGCUUUUGGAGAGCAAGAGGCCGUGACACUGGAAACUUUGGUGUCAGCGGCACGAGCCGCCAUGUCGCGAGGCGCUUUCAUGGGUUAUCCCAUGCGAAACAGCCGGCUCAUCGUGAAGGAUCUUGAUUUUGCAAUCGGAGUCCCGGCGAGCCUUCUUGCAAAUGCUCUUGUUAAUGCAGCCCGCCAGGCGUUGCGAGAGGGAGGGUGUGAACUUUUGCAACCCAUAAUGGCGCUGCGCGUCGAGGUGCCAGAUGAGAUGGUUGGAAACGUUCUCAAUGAUCUCUCCUCCAAUCGCAUGGCUGCAGUUGGUGACUUGUCCUCAUUGGGAGAUAUGCGCAUCGUCGAAGCUGAGGUGCCGAUUUCAACCAUGAUUGGCUACGCCGCCGCCUUGCGCUCCGUUACACAUGGCAGAGGAAGCUUUCAUAUGCACUUUCAAGAUUAUGCGCCUGUUCCCCAAGCCCAAGCGUUGGCCAUCAAGCAAGGGCUCUAGCAAGAAAAUCCGCAUGUUUUGCACACACAUCAAUUCCAAUCGAAGCAGAGACAU